AUGGUCACUGGCUUGAUGAGAUAUGUCGGCCUCGGGUCUCAGACACCCAUUGAGCCACCACAGAAGACAGCCAUCCGUGCUCUGCCUGGAAACUGGUACACCUCAGAAGAUAUGUAUCAGUUGGAAAGGCGCGCGAUCUUUUCACGCAGAUGGCUCAUCCUCACACACAAAUCGAGACUCCCAAAUCCUGGUGAUUGGCUUCGAUAUAAGUGCGCUGGCUACGACUUUAUUGUGGCAAAGGAUCGAUCCGGCGAAAUUCAUGCUUACCACAAUGUUUGCCGCCACCGAGCCUAUCCCAUUGUCGAACAAGAUAGUGGUAAUGCGAAGAUCUUCUCCUGCAAAUACCACGGAUGGUCGUAUGGAUUGAAGGGUAAUCUUGCAAAAGCCCCUGGCUAUCAAGACCUCCAAGGAUUCGACAAAAGCAAAAACAGUCUCUUCCCUAUUCAUGUCAGACUCGACGUGAACGGGUUUGUUUGGAUCAAUAUGGAUUCCAAAGAAGUGCCCGAAGUGACGUGGGAAGAGCAAUUUGACAACGUCGACAAACAAGAACGAUACAAGGAGUUCAAUUUUGAUGACUACGACUUCAACCACAGCUGGACAAUGGAAGGCAACUUCAACUGGAAAAUUUUGGCUGAUAACUUUAACGAAUGUUAUCACUGCAAGACUACCCAUCCCGAUCUUCCAGAUAUUGCCAAUCUGGAGACGUACGACGUUCAUGUCAAGGCAGAUCAUAUUCAACACGAUCCGCAAACUUCGGAAGCCCAACGCGCCGCGGGUUUAGGAAUCAACUCUACUUAUUACUUCCCUUAUGCCUCUAUGACAGUUAGUCCACACUUCAUGUUCAUGCAGAAGUUCAUGCCCAGCGGUCCCACGAAGUCGGUCAUGUACUAUGAAGUCUGGAAGAAUAGAAAUUCGACGGAAGAACAAUUCCAGCCUCUCAACACCAUCUACAAACGCGUGAUGGCAGAGGAUAAAGUCUUGUGCGAGCGAGCACAAGAGAACAUCAACUCUGGUGUGUUCAUCAAUGGCGAGAUGCACCCGCACAUGGAGAAGGGACCCCUCUUCUUCCAGCAACGAUGCAGGGAAGUCGUCAUGGAACACUUCCAGCGAGAGAAGCAAGCAGGAAAGCAGAUUUGGCCUGCGAAACAACAACUCGAGAAGACAGGUAACUCUGCAAUCAGCAACGAUGAUGUUGCGUUUUGCGAGGGUCUGGCUUGUGGAGAUGAGAAGAGUGAUCUGGAAUGGUGA
This is a messenger RNA of Aaosphaeria arxii CBS 175.79, 1248 nucleotides long. Its product is annotated as ISP domain-containing protein. NCBI's taxonomy places the organism in Eukaryota, Fungi, Ascomycota, Dothideomycetes, Pleosporales. The record is from RefSeq and is a predicted model, not a curated record. The transcript is spliced from 2 exons. Gene Ontology annotation, molecular function: iron ion binding; 2 iron, 2 sulfur cluster binding. The coding region runs from base 1 to 1248 and encodes 415 amino acids.